This is a messenger RNA of Paramecium sonneborni, 1783 nucleotides long. Lineage: Eukaryota; Ciliophora; Oligohymenophorea; Peniculida; Parameciidae. The record is from the annotation of a GenBank genome assembly.
AUGUUAAUAUUUAUAACAGUCAUAAUUACAAAAGCAUAAUUAUCUUUGAUUGUAGAAGAAUUUAAAGGAAAUUUUAAGGAGAAUUAUGGUAAUUGCAUUGAUUAUUUAGAUAAAAGGUUGGACAAUUUAAAAUGGAUAGAAAGAAUUAGAAAAAUGCAACUCAUAAACAAUAUUUGGAAGUUUUGGAAGUAAUACAAUAGUAAGUAAAUUAUUUUAACUCCCAAAACACUCUUAAAUAAAUUUAAGUUUAGAUUUAUGGAGGUAAAUACUUUAUAAGAUAUGAAAAAGUCCUGAAUUUGAUGGUGGAAUUAAAGUUUAUGUAGAUUAAGUAGAAGUUCAUGAUAAAAGUGAAUAGAUUAAAUGUAGUGAAAACAAAAAUAUAAUUAGAAAAUGGAAUAAUACAUUAAUUCAUAGUGGAAACAGUGUGAUAAUAGUUUUAAGUGGUACAGGAGAGUAAAUUGAUUAUAAGGUAAUAAUAAUAAGUAAAAAUGAAGUGGGGAUUUACAAAUUUAGAGAUAUAAGUAGAGAAAUGUUAAAUAGGAUGUUAAGUAUGUAAUUAUGAAGAUACUUUUGAAGAAUGUUUGUUAUGGUAAUAAUUUUAGAAUAGUUGGACAUCUAUAUAAUAAAAUUAUUUAGGUUAAGAUGGAUGGGCUUCAUCAAGUGGUAUAAGUGGAACAACUGAAUGUGGUGGUAUUAAUAUAUAAAUAUUAAUAAGGUGUACCAUUGAUUGGAGGCUUUAAUAAAUUUGGAUAAAAACUAAGUUUAAGUAAGACUAUAAAAUUAAGACCUCAUUAUAAGAUUAGAUUAUUAGUAUUAUGGGCUAAAAUAGAUUCAUGGGAUAAUGAAAAAGCUUAGAUUUUAUUUGAUGGAAAGGAAAUAUGGAGUAAAAAUUAUAAUAUAAAUGAUGGAUAUAUUAAUAAAAUAUGUGGUAAUUCAGAAAUACAAUUCAAAACUUAAUUUGAAAGAAUUGAUGCUGUAGGUGAUCAUACAGGAGAUUAGAUCUAAAUAACAUUUACUACAACACUUGAUUAGAAUUCAAAUGAUGAAUCAUUUGGAUUAAGAGAUUUAUAAUUAUUUUAUGCCCCAUGUUCAGAAGAUUGUAAAGAAUGUUCAGGUCCUCAAUUUAGAGAUUGUACAAGUAAUUAUAUAAAUUAUUAUCAAAGGAUGUUUAUAUAAUUAUAUUUUAUAAGAUCAAAAUUGCUAAAAAUUACAAAAUUUUUAUAUAUUAGAAACUGAUUUUCAUUCAGAGAAAUUUACUAAUUCUUUUGGAUGGAUCUUAUAAAAUACAACUGUUGAUACUAUUAUUAGUUAUUGUUUAGAUAAAUCUAUUUUAGGCGGAUUUGGUAUAUUAGGAGUUGGUGCUUCUGCUAAAAAAUAAUUCAUCAUACCAAAUCAUAAGAGAUUGAGAUUAUAAAUUGUUCUUUAUAAAAUUGAUUCUUGGGAUAAUGAAAAAAUCUUUAUAUUAGUUGAUAAUGUUGAAAUUUGGAGUACUGUUUGGAAUCAUGCAAAUGAAGCAAAUUUCUGUGGUCAAGAUUGGACUGACUAAAAACAAUAUGUUGAUAUUAUUUUCGACCAUACAAAAUUAGAUACUUUAAUUGAAAUUUCAUCUACACUUAAUUAAAAUGCUAAUGAUGGUAAUUCUUUUAUUCAUUUAUUAGAAUCUUGGGGAUUUAGAGAAUUUACUUUAAUGUAUGAUCUUGCUAACAUAAUUUAAAUUAUUCCAACUUAUUAAUCUAUAACAUCAGUCUUAACAUUAAUUUUGAUUUUUAUUAUUAAUAUUUGA